ACGCUGCGCUCGCCCUUCGACGGCGACGACGACGCGGCGCGGGAUCCGCUGCUGCCCGCCCGGGUCGCCAGGUGGGCGGCCGUCGGCGACGUGCGGAGGAACCACAAGAAGGCCCAGCCCCCCGAAGCUGCGGCGGCUGCUGCGGCAGCCGCCGCAGCAGCAGCAGAGCAGCAGCCCAAGGCGAGAUCCAACGCGCUCUGGGACAAGAUGGAGCCCUACUUCCGGGAGAUGUCGCUCGACGAUUUCGAGGCGUUACUGCCGUCCGUCUCCAACCGUCUCGAUCCGUGCUUUAUCAUACCAUUUGUGGGCAGCGGGAAGGAGCAGCAGUUGCCUCAACACGUUGAUCCAUCUCAUACAGCCGUGGUCGCUAACCCCACCCUGGUUUCGGGCAAGGAGAACGAGGAGCCGGAGAAUCACCUCCUGCAUGCCAACCAUGCGACACAGCACGAGAGCUCAGAUUUUGUUUUCCGCAGCAGCAUCAAGCUAGUCAGUACCAACGGGGACAGCGAAGGGCACCGCGAGCAGGACGCCAUUCCCCAGCAACAGGAACAGCCAGAUCCAGGCAAGAGUCUGGAGGACGACUCCUUGAACUGGCUCCUAGCAUCGCGAGGCCGGUCCGUGCUCACCUCGGAGCGCCCCAACAAGAAGCGGAAGCUGCUGGGGGCAGACGCGGGGCUCGAGCGGCUGGUCUGGCUGCCGCCCGUGCCAGGCGAGGCCGCUUCAACCUGCGACGUGUGCUGCUUGGGAGAAACUGACGCCACAUCCAACAGGAUGCUCCACUGCAGCAGCUGCAAGGUGUCCGUGCACCAGAGGUGUUACGGCGUGCAGGUGGUGCCGGACGGCUACUGGACGUGCGCCUGGUGCGACGGUAUCAGUUCCGCGCCCGCGCGGAUGCUGUCGCUGAACGAUGGGGGCAGGAUCGUCUCUAUGCCCUGCGUGCUCUGCCCCAGGGAGAAAGGUGCUUUGAAGCCUGUGAAAUGCGAUCCUGGUCAAGCUGCAGAUGGGGGCAACCUCAGUUUCGCGCACCUGUUCUGUAGCCUGUGGGCGCCGGAGGUUUUUGUAGAGGACAUGGACUCGAUGGAACCUGUCACUAAUAUAGGAGAUAUCCCAGAGAAUCGCAUGAAAAUGGUGUGCACUCUCUGCAAGGUUAUGCAUGGUGCAUGCGUUCGAUGUAGCCAUGGAACAUGCCGGGCUUGCUUUCAUCCAAUAUGUGCAAGAGAAUCUAAGCAUCAGAUGGAGAUAUGGGGAAAAUCUGGGCUUAAGAAUGUUGAGUUGAGGAUAUUUUGCUCAAGGCAUUCUAGAGUCAGAAGCAUCAGUUCCGUACACAAUGCCAAUGGUGUUACUGAACAGGAUACUGCACGAGUUGGGCUGGAUGAUGAAAUUUUUACCACAGACAAGAAACAACAAAUGAGAUUUACACGCAAGAGUAAGGACAAAUUCAUGAACGGCAUAUCCAUCAGCUCUAGUUCGUCCAGCCUAAACAAAGUGCAGACAGCGGAGCUGGUUACGACACCAUGUACUGCUAGAGCCAUCGAAACUCAACAAAUCGAACAGACACACAUGGUUGUUGAUCAGCCUACAGGAGAUGGGAAUCUUGUGAGCAGUUCUACUGAUGUUUCUGCAGUUCUCAGAAAGCUAAUUGACCAAGGGAAGGUUAGUGUUGGUGAUAUAGAAUCAGAACUGGGUCUGUCCUCAGAAUUCUUGGAAGCUGCUCUUGUGCCUGAAACAACCACCUUCUCCCCUGGUCUGAAGUUGAAAAUCAUCAAGUUGCUGCAAAACUCCGUUCAUGUGUCUUCUGUUCAAGUGAAACCUCUUGAAGAGAGUGAUAUAGCACCAGAAGGUACAUUGCUUAGAAGUGAAAGUAAGAACUUAACUGAUUCACAACCUGGCUCAGAACUUGAGGAAGGCAUCUCAUCAUUUGAUCAUAACUAUCCUGACAGUGAUAAAGCUGAUAAAGACUGGUCUAAUUCAGUAGAAAAUUCCUCGCACACUGGUCGUGAUUGUGAAGACGACCAUAUUUCUGGCCAACGUGUUCUCAACAUUGAUGGUUAUCGCUGCUAUAUUCAUCCAUACGUCGAGAAAAAGUUGCAGGAUUUGUGGGGUCAUAUUUCGAAUCAGAAUAAGCAGUCUUGUUAUCAUGUUGAAGAGUUAUCCUGCGUUCCUCAUGACCAAAAUCUUGCUGAUUUAUCAACAAAACUUGAGCAAUUAACAGAGAUAGCUGCAGCUGAUGAAGCUUCUAAAGCAGAAUCGUCAGAUAUUCUAGAGCAUUCACCCCGUGAUGAAAUAGAAGGAGAAAUCAUUUAUUUUCAAUCCAGGCUUCUCAAUGAUGUUGUAUCCAAGAACCAGAGAUAUGAAGACCUUAAAUUCAAGGUCGUCCAGAGUCUUUCCCAUGAAUUGGAUUCUUUUAAUAAACGAAAAUGGGACCAUAUCAUUGUGAAUCAGUUCCUUCGCGAUAUAAGGGAAGCUAAGAAACGCGGGAACUCAGAGAGGAGACACAAAGAAGCUCAGGCUAUCCUAGCUGCAGCUGCACCUUGUGCUGCACCCAGCUUGAGAAAUGAAACUUUUAAGAAAGAGACAGAAAAUGAUGCAGCGCCUGUCAAACAAGAGGUUCAUACUGUUCUUGUGCUUGUUAUAGUACAAAAAUCAAUGCUGGAUCUUUACGAGUUAGCCAAUUGA
Messenger RNA from Lolium rigidum, 2676 nucleotides. RefSeq lists its product as uncharacterized. NCBI's taxonomy places the organism in Eukaryota, Viridiplantae, Streptophyta, Magnoliopsida, Poales, Poaceae. The coding region runs from base 208 to 2676 and encodes 822 amino acids. The record is from RefSeq and is a predicted model, not a curated record. The transcript has 10 exons. Gene Ontology annotation, biological process: regulation of transcription by RNA polymerase II.